Messenger RNA from Procambarus clarkii (red swamp crayfish), 1080 nucleotides. RefSeq lists its product as uncharacterized. Lineage: Eukaryota; Metazoa; Arthropoda; Malacostraca; Decapoda; Cambaridae. The record is from RefSeq and is a predicted model, not a curated record. Gene Ontology annotation, molecular function: zinc ion binding; nucleic acid binding.
AUGUCUGGCAAUGCUUUUCCUUUACCUCAAUUUAUUGAGCAAAUCAUUCAACCAGUGGACAUGGAGCGGUUACUACGGCCCGAGCGGUUUGCUACUGACCCAAACGCCACCAACGCUGCUCAAGAAUGGCGUCACUGGCUCAAGACGUUCCAAAACUUCACACUAGCAGUAGAAGAAAAUACUCCCACCGUGGACAAGCUGCGUCUCUUAAUAAACUACGUUGCUCCACGCGUGUUCGACUACAUAGCUGACUGCACUACGUAUGAUGCUGCUGAAAAAUCCCUAACAGAACUGUUUGUGAAGCCCAAGAACGAAGUAUUCACAAGGUAUGUGCUUGCAACACGACGCCAAGAACCCGGUGAGUCGCUUAACCAGUUUCUUCAGGCAUUAAAGUUAUUAGCUAAAGAUUGCCAGUUCAAAGCAGUGACUGCUGUAGAAGCCUGUGAUAACUAUGUGAGAGAUGCUUUCAUUAAUGGGCUACGUUCUGCCACAAUAAGGCAGCGCUUACUUGAAAAUAAAACUUUAGACUUACAGUCAACCUUUGACCAGGCUCACACUCUAGAAACGGCACAGAAACUUUCUGCCUCUUAUGCUCAGCCAGGGGCUACAAACGCUGCCUUGGCACUCUCAUUAGACUUGGAGGACUCAGGAGGACAAGAAAGUGUAGAAGAAAAAGUUGACACAGUUUCUGCAGCUACAACUAGUGGAUUAAAGUGCAUCUUUUGUGGUCACACUCGACAUCCUCGCAGUCGAUGUCCAGCUAGAGAGGCUCUGUGUAUGAAUUGCAAGAAAAAGGGUCAUUAUGCUAAGGUCUGCCGAUCUCUGAAACAGACUAUCAGUGCUUCAAACACCCAACAUUACGCUGCUUUGCUCGCUACUUUAGCUGGGACUUCGCCCUCAUCCCUCAAUAAAUCAGUCCUUAGCUCUAAGAUCAAUGGUAUUCCAGUCAGUGCACUGAUUGACAUUGGUAGCUCUGAGAACUUUAUUCAUAAGAAUAUUGCCGAGCAGAGUGGGUUACUCGUCUACCCUGACAAUGGGAUAGUUUCUAUGGCUACUGUAUCGUCUCUUCAAAAUCCCUAG